AUGACGAUUUGUGCAGCCCUGCAGCCUGUGUGUGGCUUCAUCAAUAACACAGGGGCGCCGGCAGCUACUGCAAGACGUUUCUCAUCUUUCGUUUGCAUCAAGCGCAACCGAAGAGCCCUUACGAAAGCCAUUGAAGACCUACAAGCUGUAGAGAAGGUGGUUCAAGAACAAGUUAGCGUUGAAACCAACCAGCUCAACAAGUGCGAUCCUCGAGUCGAAUUAUGGCUGAGCAGAGUUGAUGGAGUCCUCGUUCCAAUUGAUGCCAUCGAACAAGAGUGUGACCAACUCAUGCAAUACUCUUGCUUCUGUAGCUCUUCCCUAAGCCUUGGGAAACGCUAUCGUCUUGGCAAGCGUGUUCUUGAGAUUCUGGAGGAUCUUCGUGGGCUAAUUGAGGAAGGGAAUCAAUUCAAGGUAUUCGGAAGCAAGCCUUUGCCAGCUUUGGUUGAGGAUCAACCAAGGAUAGAAGCCCUUGGCAUCAAGCCUGUGCUGAAGAAUCUCUGGGAAUUUUUCAACAGCGGCAAUGUGGGCAUCAUUGGAAUUUGGGGUCCAGGAGGGGUUGGGAAAACAACCCUCCUCAACACCUUCAACAAUGAACUCAAGGAGUGGGGCACCGAUUACCAGGUGGUAAUCAUGAUUGAAGUGUCCAACUCUGGAAAUCUAAAUAUAGCAGCCAUCCAGCGCAUGAUUACAGACCGCCUUGGCUUGCCUUGGAAUGACAUAGAGACAGUGCAAACUCGUGCCAGAUUCUUGGCAAAAGCACUGGGAAGAAAGAAAUUUAUCAUUUUACUGGAUGAUGUCCGGAACAAAUUCAAAUUAGAAGAUGUCGGGAUCCCAACCCCAGAUUCUGAAAUCAAAAGCAAGUUGAUUCUUACCUCACGUGAUGAGGAUGUUUGCUAUCAAAUGGGAGCAUACCAGAGUUUGAUCAAGAUGGAGUACCUAGAGAAGGAGUCAGCGUGGGAGCUCUUCCAAAACAAUUUGAGCACUAAUGCCAUUGCAGCCAUUGAGUCUCCUGCCCCUAAUGUUGUACGAGAGCAUGCUGAAGCAAUUGUCCAGAGCUGUGGUGGUUUGCCACUUGCACUCAAGGUAAUAGGGAGGGCCGUUGCUGGACUAACAGAACCCGAGGAUUGGAGCCUGGCGGUGCAAGCAACCAAGGAUGACAUAAAGGACUUGCAUGGAGUACCAGAAAUGUUCCAUAAAUUGAAAUACAGUUACGAUAAGUUGAUCAAGCAACAACAACGGUGUUUCCUGUACUGCACCCUUUUUCCAGAAUAUGGUUCAAUCAGAAAAGAUAAGCUUGUGGAGUACUGGAUGGCAGAUGGGUUGAUACCUCAGGACCCCAAGAAAGGCCAUCGUAUAAUCCGUAGCCUGUUGUCAGCAUGCUUGUUAGAGAGUUGCAAAUCUGACUCUUCGGAGGUCAAAAUGCACCACAUUAUUCGCCAUCUGGGGAUUUCCCUUGCAGUGCGGGAAAAUAUUAUUGUGAAGGCUGGAAUGAGUUUGGAGAGGGCUCCAUCAGAGAGAGAGUGGCAAGCAGCAAGAAGGAUAUCACUCAUGUUUAAUGACAUAAGGGACCUUUGUAUCUCACAUGAGUGCAGGAAUCUAGUAACUUUGCUAGUUCAGCAUAAUCCUAAUUUGGAAAGGCUCAGUCCAACAAUCUUCAAAUUCAUGCCUUCCUUGAGGGUCCUUGAUCUUUCACACACCAGCAUCACAACUCUUCCACCCUGUGAAACAUUGUCCAAGCUUAAGUAUCUCAAUUUGUCCCACACAUGCAUUGAGAGGCUUCCUGAGGAGUUUUGGGUGCUCAAAGAACUAACCCAUUUAGAUUUAAGGGUUACCAAGGCCCUUAAAGAGACAUUUGACAAUUGUUCCAAGCUACACAAGCUAAGGGUCCUAAACCUCUUCCGAAGCAACUAUGGGAUUCGUGAUGUUAAUGAUCUGAACAUUGAUUCCCUAAAGGAACUUGAGUUCCUUGGUAUCACAAUUUAUGCUGAGGAUGUGUUAAAGAAGUUGACCAAGACACAUCCGCUGGCAAAGUCGACACAGCGCCUUAGCCUCAAACACUGCGAUCAAAUGCAGUCGAUCCAAAUAUCAGACUUCACACAUAUGGUGCAACUUGGAGAGCUCUAUGUUGAAUCAUGUCCUGACUUGAAACAGCUUAUUGCUGACUCUGACAAGCGAAGAUCUUGUCUGCAAGUGCUUACCCUUGCUGAACUUCCUGCUCUAGAAACAGUUCUUAUUGGAUCUUCGCCUCAUCACUUUCGGAACCUCCUAGAAAUUACAAUCUCCCACUGCCAAAAAUUGCACGAUGUUACCUGGGUUCUGAAGCUGGAGGCACUUGAGAAGCUUUCUAUCUAUCACUGUCAUGAAUUAGAGCAAGUUGUUGAAGAAACAACUGAUGAGGUGGAAAGCAAGAGUUCGGGAAUUGAACAGGGCAGUACUCAGAGAUGCAGGAGAAAAAAUGGUUUCUCUGAAGAACAAGAGAUACAUGGUAUGGUAGAUGACGCAUGGAAUGAAUAUGCCAAAUAUUACCAGAUUAUGACCAAGAGUGGGCGGAUCAAUGGAACAGAGCACCAGGUAGACUUCCCAAAACUGAGAUCAUUGGUACUGACUGACCUACCAAAGCUGAGAAGGGUAUGCAUCCCAAGAGACUUUCCUUGUCUUGAAAGUAUCAGGGUGGAGGACUGCCCGAAUCUGAAAACAAUUCCAUUGGGUCAGACAUAUGAUUGCCAGAGACUAAAUAGGAUUUGUGGAUCAUAUGCCUGGUGGGAAAAGCUAGAAUGGGGUGGCAAGGACAUAAUGGAGAGCAAGUAUUUCAUUCCCAUCCAAGACAAAGACUAGCACAAUCACGGCAACAUGAUGAAACAACAUGCAUUGCUGAUAUAUUAUGUUUACCUCAGAGUAUGAUGAAUGUUCUGCAUUACCUUCAAUUUCAUCUGCCACACUCAAGCAUAAGCAACAAUAUUUGCUUCCUCAAUCAACCUCUGGGGCGGCCUAGGAUCCCUCCUAGGCCUGUGAAGAUCCUCUGCAAUAGGUGCAUCAUGAACAGCAAUGAUGUCAAUCUAUGUAUAUAUUAAUUACAUUUAUACGUUCAGGUUCAUAAAUAAGUGGCUUUGUAUUAACCUAUCUGUAUUAUAUUAUGUUCAUGAUGUAAAUACCAGUCUAUUAGUUCCAUCUAUUAAUUACACUUAUACUAUCGUUCAGAUUCACAAACAAGUGACUGUUGUACAAGCCUAUCUGUAUUCUGUACAUACAAACCAAACUGUAUAAAGCUAUAUAUUGUGCACAGAUUGUAUUUUCACAGAGCAUAUCCUUUAAAUGCCUACGCCCAAAUAGCAAUACAGUUAGCUCAUACCUGAUUGACUUCCCUUCGAUGGUCACGCUUAUAGCAUACCAGAGGGACCAACUCUGCAGCUGCACUUGCUUAGUUUGCCAUGCAACACCUCCCAAGGAAGCAACGAAAUAUCAGUCUCCAGAUUCCACCAUAUAUUCUUUCAAACAAAAAGUCACAAGGCUCAAAGCUAACCCGGCUUCAAGAAGAUGAUUGCUAUAUCCUAUAUGCGUAGCAAAACAGGUCAAAGCGUGCAACGGUACAAAGAUCACAAACACGAUGGAUGACUCCCUGCCGUUGAGAACAUCAAGUGUCCGCUCACGCAUUUCAUCGAACACCAUACACCCGCAGACAUGGCGGAGAUCAGUUCUUUCUCCUGGAAGCCCUCCGCCGGUACAGCCCAGAAACCCUGAAUACUCAUGCAGGCCCCAUCUGACCAAAGGUCGCUCUCUCGUUGGGCUUGCACUGGGCAGCAACCUGCCGACCAGGCAAAGUGCAUUGCUGCUCCGGGUAGGCCUGCGGAGAGGCAGUCAUUGAAGCACGUCGAACCUUGGUUAAUCGUGAAUAGUACUGGCUCAUUCCGUGCGCGGAAAGGCACUGGAUGGCACUCACGGCGAGCCUGCGAUGGUGUGCCUACGGCUCUUCCCCGUUCUUCCCCGCCUCCGGCCUCCCGUCUGGAAGGCGACAAAGGAGGGAAGGUCACCUAGCUUUUCU
Molecule: messenger RNA, 4039 nt
Organism: Aegilops tauschii subsp. strangulata
Lineage: Eukaryota; Viridiplantae; Streptophyta; Magnoliopsida; Poales; Poaceae
Product: disease resistance protein RPS2
Molecular function (GO): protein binding; ADP binding
Source: RefSeq, a predicted model, not a curated record